Messenger RNA from Phanerochaete carnosa HHB-10118-sp, 726 nucleotides. RefSeq lists its product as uncharacterized. The coding region runs from base 1 to 726 and encodes 241 amino acids. NCBI's taxonomy places the organism in Eukaryota, Fungi, Basidiomycota, Agaricomycetes, Polyporales, Phanerochaetaceae. The transcript has 2 exons. The record is from RefSeq and is a predicted model, not a curated record.
AUGUCUUCCACUCUCGCCACCAUCUUCGAGCGCGUCCCCGUCUCCACCCUCACAGAAUCCACCUCACAAAUUCGCAUCCGCAGCCCGUCUUCCAUUGAACUCUCCAACGCCCAGCACGCAUACGAUGCCGAUGUCUCCGACAACAACCUCGUUCCAUCCCGUGCACCCACUCCAGACUCACACGAAAGCACCAUUCCCGUUGACGAGCACUCUGAGUCCCACUGGGACUGGAGCAGCGCCAGUGCCGAAGAAAAUGAACGAAGAUACCGUGAAACCACUUACCUCCAGCGAAUCACCAAAAUUCGCAACGACUACAGUGCCUGCGAGCUCCUCUCGCAACUUGCCAAGGAAGAGGACAAUGCCACGAAGAUAUUUGCAAGGACUGUCACAAGUUUCCACGCCCUCAACAAACAUUUUACCGACACUCAUCGCGACGCUGCAAACUUGGAGUCGCCGUCACUCCCAUCGUAUGAGUCCAACCGCAACAUCUCCACCAAGAAGUUGGUCCGCUUCGCCUCCCACGACAAAUCCCUCGACAUCGUCGAUCCCGGCUGGACAUCUCCGAGCGCGCUCUCGGAUUGGACGACUCCUGCAAAGGUUUCGAAGAGGCAGCUCAAGCGCGAACGCCGCCACUGCCGCAAACAAUCCAAGUCACUCAUAAUCGCCAAGAAAGCUCUUGAGGAUGCAGUCGCGCAAGUUCAGGAGGAGAUCUGGGCUCUCAACUAA